GCGACGACCGCGAGUCAAUGCGGGGCUCCAAUCCCCGUGGGGUGGUUGGGCUGCUUGCUAGCCGGGCGGCUGUCGGAACAGGCAGUCGGGUUAAGCGUCUCUGCUGCAGCGGGAGGGAGAAGACGUAGGAGCCUCAACAUCGGUGGGGGCGGGAGAGGAGAACCAAGGGCUGUCCCUGCCGCGGAGCCGGCAGUCAGCAGCCUGCAGUGAGCGCAGCGGGCUCGGAGGAAGCCGGUGCCGGAGCGGGGAGCCCCCGGAGGGGGGGCUCAAGCAGCGGCUGCCGCAGCGAUGGGGAACCGUGGUAUGGAAGACCUGAUCCCGCUGGUCAACAGACUGCAGGAUGCCUUUUCCGCCAUCGGCCAGAAUGCCAACCUGGACCUGCCGCAGAUCGCUGUGGUGGGUGGCCAGAGCGCCGGCAAGAGCUCGGUGCUGGAGAAUUUCGUGGGCAGGGACUUCCUGCCCCGUGGAUCUGGCAUUGUGACCCGUCGGCCUCUAGUCCUGCAGCUGGUGAAUGCCACCACAGAAUAUGCUGAGUUUCUCCACUGCAAAGGGAAGAAGUUUACAGACUUUGAAGAGGUCCGACUGGAGAUUGAGGCAGAGACUGAUCGUGUCACUGGCUCCAACAAGGGCAUUUCAGCAGUGCCCAUCAACUUGCGGGUCUAUUCUCCACAUGUGCUGAACCUGACCCUGGUGGACCUGCCCGGAAUGACCAAGGUCCCAGUGGGGGACCAGCCUCCAGACAUAGAGUUCCAGAUCCGAGACAUGCUUAUGCAGUUUGUCACCAAGGAAAACUGUCUCAUUCUGGCUGUAUCCCCUGCCAACUCUGACCUUGCCAACUCUGAUGCCCUCAAGAUUGCCAAGGAGGUUGAUCCUCAAGGACAACGCACCAUAGGGGUCAUCACCAAACUGGAUUUGAUGGAUGAAGGGACUGAUGCCCGAGAUGUUCUAGAGAAUAAGCUGCUGCCCCUGCGAAGAGGCUACAUCGGAGUGGUGAAUCGGAGCCAGAAAGAUAUUGAUGGCAAAAAGGAUAUCACAGCAGCCCUGGCAGCUGAACGAAAGUUUUUCCUGUCCCAUCCGUCUUACCGCCAUCUGGCUGAGCGCAUGGGUACACCUUACCUACAGAAAGUCCUCAAUCAGCAACUGACUAACCAUAUCCGGGACACUCUGCCUGGACUUCGGAACAAGCUGCAGAGUCAGCUGCUGUCUAUUGAGAAGGAGGUGGAAGAGUACAAGAACUUCCGUCCUGAUGACCCCUCCCGCAAGACCAAGGCUCUCUUGCAGAUGGUCCAGCAGUUUGCUGUAGACUUUGAGAAACGAAUUGAAGGUUCAGGAGACCAGAUUGACACCUAUGAACUGUCUGGAGGGGCCCGAAUCAAUCGCAUCUUCCAUGAGCGUUUCCCCUUUGAGCUGGUCAAAAUGGAGUUUGAUGAAAAGGAGCUGAGGCGGGAGAUCAGCUACGCCAUCAAGAACAUUCAUGGCAUCAGGACGGGUCUCUUCACACCUGAUCUUGCUUUUGAAGCCAUAGUGAAAAAGCAGGUGCAGAAGUUGAAGGAGCCCACUCUCAAGUGUGUGGACAUGGUAGUCAGUGAGCUCACAGCCACCAUCAGAAAGUGUAGCGCAAAGCUCCAGCAGUACCCCCACUUGCGAGAAGAAAUGGAACGCAUCGUCACCACUCAUAUUCGUGAGAGAGAGGGGAAGACUAAGGACCAGGUCAUGCUUCUUAUUGACAUUGAAUUGGCCUAUAUGAACACUAACCAUGAAGACUUCAUCGGCUUUGCUAAUGCCCAACAGAGGAGCAGCCAGAUGAAUAAGAAAAAGGCAGCAGGGAAUCAGGACGAGAUUUUGGUGAUCCGAAAGGGCUGGCUGACCAUCAACAACAUCGGCAUCAUGAAGGGAGGCUCCAAGGAAUAUUGGUUUGUGCUGACAGCUGAAAACCUGUCCUGGUAUAAAGAUGAUGAGGAGAAGGAGAAAAAAUAUAUGCUCCCUGUGGACAACCUGAAGCUUCGGGACGUGGAAAAGGGCUUUAUGUCCAGCAAGCAUAUCUUUGCCCUCUUCAACACUGAACAGAGGAAUGUCUACAAGGAUUACAGACAGCUGGAGUUGGCCUGUGAAACUCAGGAGGAGGUGGACAGCUGGAAAGCAUCUUUCCUGAGGGCUGGGGUAUACCCUGAGCGGGUUGGGGACAAGGAGAAAGCCAGUGAGACGGAAGAGAAUGGCUCGGACAACUUCAUGCACUCCAUGGACCCCCAGUUGGAAAGGCAGGUGGAAACUAUCCGCAACCUGGUGGAUUCUUACAUGGCCAUCGUGAACAAGACUAUCCGUGACCUCAUGCCCAAAACUAUCAUGCACCUCAUGAUAAACAACACCAAGGAUUUCAUCCACUCGGAGCUGCUGGCCAACCUGUACUCGUGCGGGGACCAGAACACGCUGAUGGAGGAGUCCGCGGAGCAGGCCCAGCGGAGAGAUGAGAUGCUGCGCAUGUACCACGCCCUGAAAGAGGCCCUGGGCAUCAUCGGGGACAUCAACACCACCACCAUCAGCACGCCCAUGCCCCCGCCCGUGGACGACUCCUGGCUGCAGGUGCAGAGUGUACCGGCCGGACGCAGGUCGCCCACGUCCAGCCCCACCCCGCAAAGGCGAGCCCCCGCCGUGCCCCCAGCCCGGCCCGGCUCCCGGGGCCCUGCUCCUGGGCCUCCGCCUGCUGGGUCCGCCCUGGGGGGGGCGCCCCCCGUGCCCUCCAGGCCGGGGGCUUCCCCUGACCCAUUUGGACCACCCCCUCAGGUGCCGUCAAGGCCCAACCGUGCCCCCCCGGGGGUUCCCAGAAUCACUAUCAGUGACCCCUGAGGACUCCCGCCACGGAAGGGCCCGGCCUCACCUACGCGACCUGCUGUCCCCCGACCGGCUGAGCCUCCCCUCUUAGACUUAUAACCUUGAGGCCUGUAGGCCACUGGCACCCAUUGCAUGUUCACACUAAGGGAGGAACCUUUAGGUUCUCCACCCCUACCAAGGAGGCUGUCAGUGCCUGAGGGAACAGAUAGUAUCCUCAGCCACCUGCCCCUGGAGCUUCACCUUUAGACUUAGCCCUCUUCACCCAGUGUUUUCCAAUCUUUAAAUCUAAUCUCCAACUGGAUGUUUGCUGGGUGGGGUAGAAACCAUGGAGCUGUCUUAAAACAAAGGGGCUCUCCUUUGGGGCAGACAGGCCUAGGUCUGGGACUGUGGGAAUAUAGAGACAGAGCAUAUGAUUAGCAGCUUCUGGUGUGGCGCCUUGGGUGCAGUGAAUGUAUGGAGAGCGUAUGGAUGUGUGGGGAAAUGUUGGCUCUUUGGUGGGGAGUAGGGAAUCAAACUAGCCUCCUCUCCCAUCUCCCUACAAAGCCCAGGUUCUCUCGGCUAAUUCUGGGUGCCCCUACCUUUCCUUUCCAUUCCAGUGCUUCCUCUCUCCUUUCUGGUUGCAAUCCAAUUUCCUUUCCGCCUUAUUUGGCUGCUACAAAUGGUGGGGUGGGAAGGGGUUUGGUCACAUCUGCGGUUUUCCUACCUUACCAGUUUUCUUCCCCUCCUUUUCUUUCCCUGUUUUCUCUUCAACUGCCAGCCGAGCGGGUCAGGCAAGUCCAUCCCGUCCUGAGAGCCCUAGACCCCCCUUCGACCUCUAACCAGCUCCUUCCUCCUUGGUGACACCCUCUCCCUAACCCUUUUACUGCUGUUCUGUGACUGAUGGUGGCUGCCCUCCCAAACUUCUCCAUGAAUUGGUCUGUCAUAGUUGUGAGCUGACAUAUAUCCAGGUGUGACCUUAGUGAAAACCUGUGCUCAGAAAAUGCCCCCUCUGUGGUAUUUCUCCCACCCAAAACUUCUAUAAAUAUCUAUAAAUACACAACAUACAUACAUACAUAUUAAAAAUAUAUAGAGAGAGGAACACAACCUUGCUCAGGUUGGAAGUCAAACCAUCUGCUGUCCUUGUGGAGUUUUGUUGCCCAAGUAGAAGGGGAUGUUGUUGCUCUGGAUUCCCCACCCCCAAAAACGUUCCAUCCACCUGGCCAUUCCUUGAGCCCCACUGUCUCACCCAUGCCAGGGACAGCGGGGCACUCCUCCUUCCUGUUGAUGUGUGAGUGCUGUAUCAGUGGCUGCUAUGGCUCUGUCACUUCUCUCUGUUGCGCUGUCUCUUGGCCGAGAAUAAAAUUCAUUUCUGUAUGACACCAAA
Molecule: messenger RNA, 4192 nt
Organism: Monodelphis domestica (gray short-tailed opossum)
Lineage: Eukaryota; Metazoa; Chordata; Mammalia; Didelphimorphia; Didelphidae
Source: RefSeq, a predicted model, not a curated record